UUUUGCAUAAAGAAAAAUAAAUUUGUCAACAUCAAACUAGAAAACGUUUUCUCUUCUUUCUUUGUUAAAAAUUAAUAAAAUAAAUUUUGUUUUUGAGUUUAAUAAAUAUAUUUAAUCUUUCACAAUGACAACAGCUGCUCGUCCAACCUUUGAUCCAGCUCGUGGUGGCACUGGCCGAGGUGAAAAAGAUUUAAGUGCUCUCAGCAAGCAAUACUCCAGUCGUGAUUUGCCUGGACAUACUAAACUCAAAUACAGAGAACCUGGACAAGGAACAUCCGAUGAACUCCGCAACCGUGACUUCCGCAAGGAACUCGAAGAAAGAGAACGCGAAGCCCGUCCUUCAAAAAAUCUUCCACCAAUUGUCCGCAAGGCUAUCGAAGCCAACAACGCCAGCAGCAAUAAACGUGCUAAAUUAGACAAUGCUGCCCCGGCAAAUCUCGAUGCCGAUGAUCCAGUUGACAAUGACAGUUCCGAUGAAGAUUCUGAUUCUGAAGAUGAUACUGCAACUCUUUUGGCUGAAUUGAAUAAAAUCAAAGAAGAACGUUUGCAAGAAAAUGCCCGCAAAGAACAAGAAAAGAAACAAGAAGACGAACGUAUUCGAAUGGAAAAUAUUUUAUCAGGAAAUCCACUAAUUAAUUAUGCAGCUGGUGGUAAUAAAGCUGCUGGUGAUUUAAAGGUCAAACGACGAUGGGAUGAUGAUGUUGUAUUUAAGAAUUGUGCCCGAACUGAACCAGAAAAGAAAUCACAUUUUAUCAAUGAUUCACUUCGUUCGGAAUUCCAUAAGAAAUUCAUGGAAAAAUAUAUUAAAUAAGUUUUUCAGGAGAUUUCUUUUUUUUUUUGUGGAUUUAAUGAUAAAUGCUAAUAAGUACAAUUUCUUAAUUAAUUAAAUAACUGUGUAAACAAAUAAA
This is a messenger RNA of Episyrphus balteatus (marmalade hoverfly), 908 nucleotides long. It is a transcript of the gene c12.1, whose product is annotated as protein CWC15 homolog. The record is from RefSeq and is a predicted model, not a curated record. Gene Ontology annotation, cellular component: catalytic step 2 spliceosome. Bases 125 to 811 code for a protein of 228 amino acids. Lineage: Eukaryota; Metazoa; Arthropoda; Insecta; Diptera; Syrphidae. Gene Ontology annotation, biological process: mRNA cis splicing, via spliceosome. Gene Ontology annotation, molecular function: RNA binding. The transcript is spliced from 3 exons.